Messenger RNA from Pogoniulus pusillus (Red-fronted tinkerbird), 2626 nucleotides. RefSeq names its product neuraminidase 4 (gene NEU4). Bases 292 to 1788 code for a protein of 498 amino acids. Gene Ontology annotation, cellular component: cytoplasm; membrane; intracellular membrane-bounded organelle. Gene Ontology annotation, biological process: ganglioside catabolic process; oligosaccharide catabolic process. The record is from RefSeq and is a predicted model, not a curated record. The transcript is spliced from 4 exons. NCBI's taxonomy places the organism in Eukaryota, Metazoa, Chordata, Aves, Piciformes, Lybiidae. Gene Ontology annotation, molecular function: exo-alpha-sialidase activity.
GCAGGAGAUGCAAGUCCUUCCCCACAGGUCCCUUUGCAUGGGCUGCCAAUGGUGCCUUUGUGCAGCUCUGGCGCUCCAGGAUCGGCUGCUGCUGCUGACUCAGUGCUUUUUCCUGGCCACUGCCACUGCGGGAGCCCUGUGACCCAUCUUCGUGGGGACCCUACAAGGGGAGGGUGGCAGUGAAGCGGCGAGGUGGCAGGCACUGCAGAGAGCUGUCAGCUGCAGGAACCAGCAUUACCCUGCGUGGUGAGGGACAGGAGGGGACACCCCAGCCGAGCAGAACCCGAUGCCAUGAGCUCCCGGCACUUCCCUGCCCGCACCGUGCUCUUUGAGAAGGAGUCCAACGGCGUCACCUACCGUGUGCCUGCCCUGCUCUACCUGCCCUGCGUGGCCAAGCUGCUGGCUUUCGCCGAGGAGCGCCUGAGCCCGGACGACUCCCAUGCCAACCUGCUGGUGCUGCGCCGCGGCACCAUCUACGGGAGCUACGUGGAGUGGGAAGACAUGCGCGUGCUGGAGACAGCCACGCUGCAGCACCACCGCUCCAUGAACCCCUGCCCGCUCUACGACGAGUUCACUGGCACCCUCUUCCUCUUCUUCAUCACCGUGCUGGGCAGGACACCAGAAGCUUACCAGAUUGUCACUGGCCAAAAUGUCACCCGCCUCUGCUGUGUCACCAGCGUUGACCAGGGCCUGAGCUGGAGCACAGCCACGGACCUGACGCAGCAAGUCAUUGGCAGGGCCAUCAAAGACUGGGCGACGUUUGCGCUGGGCCCCGGCCACGGGAUACAGCUGCGGUCAGGCCGGCUGCUGGUGCCCGCCUACAGCUAUCACAUCGACUGCAAGGAGUGCUUCGGACAGCUCUGCAAGACCACCCCCCACUCCUUCGCCUUCUACAGCGACGACCACGGCCAGGGCUGGCGCUUCGGGGAGUUCAUCCCCAACCUGCAGACAGGCGAGUGCCAGCUGGUCUCAGUGGAUGAGGAGGAUGGCUCCAACGUCCUCUACUGCAAUGCCCGCAGCCCCUUGGGCUUCAGGGUCCAGGCGCUGAGCACAGAUGAUGGCGCUGUCUUCCACGGGGGGCAGCUGGUCCAGCGGCUGGUCGAGCCCCCCCACGGCUGCCAUGGCAGCAUCAUCGGAUUUCCUGCACCCUUUGUCUAUGUCCCCAGCAUGCCCCAGGGCCCCACGAUGCCUCUCCAGGGCUCAGCUCACCCACUGCUCCCUGGGAGGCUACCAGCGUUUCGGUCCCUGCCUGUCCUGAAGGCAGCAGGUAAGGAGCUGCCUGCUGUGGCCACUGGCAGCCACUGGGAGCCAGCUGAGCCCAAGGAGGGCUGUCCUACACCGAGGCAUCAUAGCCAUGCCUGUGGUCUUGCCUCAGUCCAAGGGGACCCUCUGGCAACCCCCAGACCCAGGAGUCCCUUCUUCCAAGCACCAACGUGGGUCCUUUACUCCCACCCCACUAGCUCUAUGUCACGGGUCAAUAUGGGGAUUCACCUGAGCACCUUCCCCAGGGAUGUGGAGAGCUGGACCGAGCCAUGGGUCAUCUAUGAGGGCCCGAGUGCUUACUCAGACCUGGCUUACAUGGAGCUGCCCUACAACCAGGACUCCAUCUCAGGUGCCCCAGCCAUCGCUUUCGCCUGCCUCUAUGAGAAUGGCACACGAUCACCCUACGAGCAGAUCUCCUUCAGCAUGUUCACGCUGCAUGAUGUGCUCCAGAACAUCCCCCUGACAGCCGCUGCUUCCCGGAAGGACAGCGGACCCCCGCGCCGCAGGGAGUGCCUCAUCUCCUAGUGACCCCCAGGUCACCUCUCCCCUGUCCCCCUAUGUCUUGCCCUGCUGACCUCAAACAGGGCUUUAGUUCAUUGGUAAUGAGUUGGUUGAGCAUGGAGGCUUGUGCCAGCUCUAAGCUGCUUUCCAAGCACAGGACCCAUGAGGGCAACAGCAGCCAUGCAGAGGAGAAGGCAGCUGGGGGCACCUCAGGUUCUGAGUUGGGAGACACAUAAUGCUCUGGCUGUGCCAUACCUGGUACUACCACCAUGCUCCAAGGGUUUUCCUCCCAUGCUCAUCAAUACUCAUGUUCCUUGCUUUUUAAUUGCUCUUUUUUUAAUGAUCUUGUCCAUGCCAGUUCCUCUUCUCAGCAGACUCCAAAGCCAUUGUGCUGGUUUUGGCUGCAGCCGUGUUCAUCUUCUUCACAGCAUCCAGCCUGGGGCUGUGGUUUGGAUUUGUGCUGGGAAUAAUGUUGGUAGUGCCGGGAUGGUUUUGUGCUUGUGGAGCAGCAGUUGCGCAGUGCCAGGGCCUGCUCUGCUCCUCGCACUCCCUGUCAGUGAACUGCCUGGGUGUGCACAAAGGUUUAGGAGCAGACACAGCUGGGACUGCUGACCCCAACUGACCCAAGAGCUAUCCCAGACCAGCAAUGGCCUGUGGAGGAGACUGGGGAGGGAGGAGGUGCUGCUAGGUGAGGACUGACAGGGUGCAGAUCAGUUGAGGGGUGAGCAGCUGUUAGCAUUUGUGUCCCUUGUCUUUCUGGAGCCCCACUUCUGUCUCUGUUAUUUCCUUUUUGUUACAGUUGUGGGUUUGUUUUUUUUUUCCACUAUGACUUUAUUUCAGUUAUUAAACUGUUCUCAUCUCA